AGUUCAUCAGAUAAUUUGAAUAUUGUGUGGACAGGGUACGGCAAGAAGAAUCCUGUGAUGAUAUUUAAGUCUGAAACUAUUUUAAAUAAGAAGUAUAUGAAUAUGAAGACUGUAGGAGAACGUUAUCACAUGGCUUAUAAGUUUACCAAUUCUGAGUGUAAAAUUAUUCGAAAUAUUUUACAGUCACAUGGCUUCCAUGAGAUUCAUCCCAAUAGUUCAGAUUAUAACUUAGUAUGGUCUAAUGGCCAUCUCAAACCAUUUACAUUACGCAGUAUGUCAGAAUUCCAGAAGAUUAACCAUUUUCCGAGGUCUUAUGAAUUGACGAGAAAGGAUAGAUUGUUUAAAAAUAUACAAAGAAUGCAGCAAGUCAAGGGUUUCAAACAUUUUGAUUUUAUACCACAAAGUUUUGUUUUGCCUGGUGAAUAUCAAGAUUUUUGUUCUAUGUAUUUAAAAGAUAAAGGACCAUAUAUAGUCAAACCUGUAGCCUCAUCCAGAGGUAGAGGAGUCUUUCUUGUUAAUCAUCCUGAUCAAGUGCCAUUAGAUGAAAAUGUAAUAGUAUGUAAAUAUAUAGCUAGUCCUUUGUUAAUAGAUGGUUUUAAAUUUGAUGUAAGAUUGUAUAUAGCAGUGACAUCCUAUGAUCCAUUAGUAAUAUAUUUAUUUGAAGAAGGGUUAACCAGGUUUGCUACAGUAAGAUAUGAGAAGAUCACCAAACAUAUUAGAAAUCAAUGUAUGCAUCUGACUAACUAUAGCGUUAAUAAAAAAAGUGACGACUAUGUCAGGAAUGAUGACCCUGAUGUUGAAGACUACGGUAAUAAAUGGUCUCUAGGAGCUUUAUUAAGAUAUUUACGGACUGAAGGCAAAGAUACUGCAGCUUUAAUGAUGAGAAUAGAAGAUGUAAUAAUAAAAACUAUAAUAUCAGUAGAAUUACCUGUAGCUACUGCUUGUAAAAUGUUCAUGCCACAUAGGGGUAACUGUUUUGAAUUAUAUGGGUUUGAUGUGCUGAUAGAUGAAAAUUUAAAACCAUGGAUUGUUGAAGUUAAUCUUUCUCCCUCUUUAGCCUGUGAUAGUCCAAUGGAUUUGAAGAUUAAAUCCAAUAUGUUAUGUGAUCUCUUUAGUUUAACUGGUUUGGUGUGUCAUGAUCCAAUGGUGAAAACUAUACAACAGAGUCGUCGUAAUCUAGAAAUAGCUUCCAAAUUAGCUAGGUCAAAGAGACCAACUUCAGCAAGUUCAUAUUCACAAAUUGCUAACCAGAAGAAAAGUGAAAGUAAGAAUCCUACAACAGCAGGGUUAAAUAGUGAAGAAAUUAAGAUAUUCAGACGUGUAAAAGAAGAAGAUGCCAGACGUAAUGGUUGGGUUCGAAUAUUUCCAUCAGCAGACACCUGGGAUACUCAUUCUCAGUUUCUACAGUUUAAUACCACACAUAAUUUAAUGUUACAUCAACGACUUUAUCCAGAUAGGUAA
Molecule: messenger RNA, 1461 nt
Organism: Lottia gigantea (owl limpet)
Lineage: Eukaryota; Metazoa; Mollusca; Gastropoda; Lottiidae
Exons: 15
Biological process (GO): microtubule cytoskeleton organization; protein polyglutamylation
Cellular component (GO): cilium
Molecular function (GO): tubulin-glutamic acid ligase activity; tubulin binding
Source: RefSeq, a predicted model, not a curated record